AUGAACUCUGCAGCGCCUGUGAGACGAACACCAAACUCGCCGUCGCAAUCUCAGUCCCUUCCAGAAGAGAGCGCCAGCUACGACGACUUGCCGCCACCGCCAUACGUCCCUCUGGCGUACUGCAUCCCGGUGCCCACCAGCCCCGACGUUAUACACAUGGGACAUCGCGAUGGACGCAGAUCACCCGACAGGUUAUCUAAGAAGAGAGGAAGCGCUUUUCUGAAGCAGUCUCCAGGACCACCUGGCGUCAUGCUGCCGCCAGCUUAUGUUGCAAACUUUGGCGCUGUGCAGCCUUACCAGCACCAGACCUUGAGCAAGGAGUUAGACGUCAUGACAACCCGCCGUAUCAACCAGGUCCUCGCUGAGCUGACUGGGCGCCCUAUACGCACAGACGAAGUUAGCCCGCGAGAUAACACUGCAGGGUGGUGUCGAUCUGCUUUCCUACUGGCAACAGUAAUAGUAGCAAUGGCUAUGGGAUCGCUGGUCUCCUACUACGUCGUUCGCAAUGGGGUAAUAGAUUCGGACAUUAAGAUAGGUAACUCCUCCAAUGUGAUUCACUUGAGAGGUGACCUCGGAGUUAUUACGGUGUCGGAGCACGAGAGUGGAAACCGGACGACGACGACAUCAACAAAGGCAAGUCGCGUGUUUUACCUGAAUCCGACGCAGGAAGAAGACACGUUAAGUUUCACUGCAAAGUCUUUGGUUAAAAAAGCGCGAUGCCGAUCUGAACUCUGUCGAUACGAAACGCAAAGACUGAAAAGCAGCCUGAACUGGACCAUUUCGCCCUGCAAGGACUUUUACGACUUUGUUUGCGCAUCCUGGAAGACUUGCAAGAGUGCAGUGUUGUCUCAAGACUCUGCUUAUGUUGAAGAGAUACAGAACACUCUCAAAAGAGGCUUGAUUCAGAAGGAGCUUGAAAGUGAUAACCGCUCGGCUAUCGCACACGCAAGAGAACUGUUCAGCUUAUGCGUCAAGAACACAUCGUCAGAUCCUAAACUGGAGUGGAAGGAACUGACGACGCUGUUGGAAACCGUAGGACUGGAGAACUGGCCCUACAGGAAUGACACCCUUAGUCGGGCUGAUUUCUGGCGCACAAACGCCAUGCUGUACAGACACUUGGACCUAUCCGCUUUGGUAUCGGUGACGGUGGAAAGAGACCCCGACAACGACACCAACUCCAUCAUUGCCCUGGACGAGCCGGACCUCCUGAUAGGUUUGUUCGGAACCAAGGAAGCCUACCUGCCCAACUGGUACGGCGACGUAGUCAGAGUCACCAUGAAGCUGUUCGCUCCGCAAAAGUACCUCGCGCAUGCUCAAAGCGUGCUUGAGUUCUCCGAGAAGCUGUCCGAGAUCACCAGUUCGAGAGGAGAACGAAAUUAUGCGGAGGAAGCGAAGAUCUCAACGAUUCAGCACUUCCAUUCGUACGCUCAGUUUUUGGGCUUCAUAUUCGACGAAAUAGCACCAGUCACGGAGCGUACCCGUAUCCUGGUUAAGAACGUUCGUUACCUGAAAGCCCUGAAGAGCUUGCUUCACGUCACGCAGAACUGCGUCGUCCUCAACUACCUGGGCUUUAGGGCUGUGUUGCACAUCUCACCUUUACUCCUGCAGGAGGGUUUUUCUGACCUGGCCGCGGUUCGUAUGCGGCAGCUAACAGGUGUUGAGGAUCACAAAUGGCCGCGAUGGCAGACCUGUCUCCGAGUUAUAGAUUCUGUUCUGCCGACUGUGUAUCUCCAGUACUACCGUAAGGUGGUGGAAAAGAAAGUGAACACAGAGAAGGUGAUAGCCUUGUUAAACGACAUGAAAAGUAGCCUACUGCUAGGCAUAAACGAUCUGACGUGGAUGUCUCGAGAGAGCAAGGUGCUGUCCAAGAACGUCUUGUCCGAACUCAAGUUGGAGGCAUUCUUUCCAUCUUGGUUCACUGACAAAGAUCAUCAGGUAUACCCCAGUUUGGCCGAGACAAAUAUGCUGGAAGUAUACAGGACACACGCUCAAAGGAUCGCGGAAGGACAUCUGCUAAAGGUGUCAGCAAAUGAUCCAGGACGGCAUCCUGAGUGGAGAGGGACCAUCUUUGACACCCACCCUACUUUUGACUACGAAACCAGGACAGUAUUCGUCCCUGUGGGCAUCUUCAACUUCAGUUACCCAAACACGGACGCAGCUUUGCUGAUCCAAAUUCCGAGAAUUGCCACCAGGGUCCUUGCAGCCAUGAUAGCCAGUUUGCACCGAAAUUUCUAUCCUCUGCCGCAAGAACUUUGGCUCCUGAACACGGCGGCGUCCAUCAAGGAGAAGCAGACUUGUCUCGCAGCGCAGUACCACUUGAUAUCGAACUCGAUGCAUGACGCAAAGGUUAACUCUGCUGUGACCACAUCGUACGACUUUUUGGACAACGCCGCGUUAGAGCCUGCAAUGAAACAGUUCUUGAAAUACGCGAAGGAGAGCGGUAUUGAUAUUCCGAAGGAAGUGACCACGUUGCCUCUGAACGCAGAGCAGUUGUUUCACGCUUUAUUCGCGCUCGAAAUGUGCGAAAAAGGUGGUGCAGAGCAGUUAAGGAGAGAGCUGACGGAGGACGCGUUUACACAGCCCAAGUUGAGGGUGAACGUUCCGCUUCGUAAUAAUGAGGCGUUCGCACGAGCGUGGCGUUGCGGUCAGAACGAUUCCAUGGUCGCAGCCGAAAGGUGCAAGUUAUGGGCGUGA
Molecule: messenger RNA, 2694 nt
Organism: Ornithodoros turicata
Lineage: Eukaryota; Metazoa; Arthropoda; Arachnida; Ixodida; Argasidae
Product: neprilysin-1-like
Exons: 1
Coding region: 1-2694 (897 amino acids)
Biological process (GO): protein processing
Cellular component (GO): plasma membrane
Molecular function (GO): metalloendopeptidase activity
Source: RefSeq, a predicted model, not a curated record